AUGUCGUCGCCUUCCGUUACGACGGGGAGCAGUGAUAGCCCCGACGACCAGGCCGUCUUCGCCGAGACCUUUCUCCUCGGUGGCGCGUCCGACUUGCCGACACUCGAGGCCCUUCGCAGUCCCGGCCACGAUAUCCGGAAGAAGCGGGCUCAUCGGAAAAGUCGUUGUACCGCCGCCACCGAGUUCGGCACCGGGCGUGGAUUCGACGGUGAACCUUUGCACAUGGAGCUUUUCUACCAUGCGUUCCACACCACCAUCCCAGGCCUCACCUUGUACAAGGAAAUUUGGACCGACCUCAUGAAGUUGUCCUUCCAAACGGGCUGCAAGUCGGAAUACCUCGUCAACGCCAUGCUCGCCAUGACGGCACAACACCUGAGCGUAUCACACCCGGAAAUACCCCGCUACCAGGAGGCGGCCAUGGUCCUCCUCGCCAAGUGCUGCGCCGAAUUCCGCCACGUCCUCGACUUGGAAAUGACGGAAGAGAACAGGGACCAAGUCUUGGGCACCGGCAUACUCAUCCACUACCUGUGCUGGUGCGACACGAGCUUUCUCGACGGCCAGCAGCGCAACCUCGACGGCACCUACAGACAGCUCGACCUCUCCCAGGACCGGCUGUUCCUCCUGUCCGAAGGCGUGCGCCACGUCCGCUUCCUCUCGUGGCAGCUGUCCAACCCCGAGGGGAGCAUCUUUUGGAAGCUCGUCAUCGAGAAAAAGUGCGCCGUGCUCCGCGAGGUAUUCAUGCAGUGCGGCCUCGACUACGCCCGUCUGCGACCCAGGGUGAUUGCGCUCUACGACGAUCCGCGGUUUAUCGGCAACGGACGCGACGACUCAUCGGCCACCUCGGACAACGCCGCGCCGGGGACGGCGAAACCGGCGGUGCCGGGAUCCCGCGAAGGGCUCCCGUUCUGGACCGUGCCGUGCACCCACCUCUUCUCGGACGCGCACAUCCUCUCCAUCCUUGCGCUGCAGGUCCCGCCCGCCGAUAACGACAAGAACCCGGUCGAGCAGAAACUCUACGAUCGUCUUUCCUUUGAAAUCGUGGCCGAUCGCAUCUCGCUCAUCAUCCACCUUACCCUACUUCGAGAAGCGGAAAAGGCGGAGGGAGCCCGAAGCUGCUGGAUCUGA
Molecule: messenger RNA, 1125 nt
Organism: Parascedosporium putredinis
Lineage: Eukaryota; Fungi; Ascomycota; Sordariomycetes; Microascales; Microascaceae
Source: the annotation of a GenBank genome assembly